AUGUUUUUAAGACGAACCUGGGAGGAGUAUUUGAACGAUACGUUCGUAAGACAGUUCCUACCAUGCGCUCAAGGGUACGACUAUCCCCGAUGGUCCCCCUUAUUGAAUGAAUUGGGACGACCCUAUGCCAGCAAAUUGGUCACAAAUGCGAUCAUGCAUUUCAAGGCUAACUGGGAAAAAUUCAUGCAGCGACUCUGGAUGGCCUAUUUCCUGCGAUACAAAAAAUACGUGGAAGAGUUUGGGGAGCUCACCCCUCAGGUCAUUGAGACACAGGCAGGCACCACCCUAACGUCUAACCUGAUCCGAUACUCUGGCUGGCUACUCCGCAAAAAUGAACUUUUCGAGGGACGGUCAUGGACCAUUAUUCCUAUGACUUCCCACCAAAUCAGUAUGGACUAUUCUGCGUAA
Radiomyces spectabilis is the source of this 408-nucleotide messenger RNA. RefSeq lists its product as uncharacterized. The transcript has 4 exons. NCBI's taxonomy places the organism in Eukaryota, Fungi, Mucoromycota, Mucoromycetes, Mucorales, Radiomycetaceae. The record is from RefSeq and is a predicted model, not a curated record. Bases 1 to 408 code for a protein of 135 amino acids.